UUGCGAUUCAUCGUUACAUGGGAGGCCCUUGAGCCCCGCAGACCAGGAGAGUAUGAUUAUGAGUAUAUUCAGUAUGUCGUUGAUAUCAUCCGGAAGUGUGACGAGUAUGGAAUCAGUGUGCUUAUUGAUCCGCAUCAAGAUGCCUGGUCGAGGUGGACGGGAGGGGACGGAGCACCGAGGUGGACUUUGGAGAAGAUAGGAUUUGAUCCUGAAAAGCUAUCCGAGUCGGGAGCAUGUUUUCUACAUCAACGUCAUUUGGGAGAUGAAAGCGAUCCUGAGGG
Molecule: messenger RNA, 281 nt
Organism: Perkinsus marinus ATCC 50983
Lineage: Eukaryota; Perkinsozoa; Perkinsida; Perkinsidae
Exons: 3
Molecular function (GO): beta-glucosidase activity
Source: RefSeq, a predicted model, not a curated record